UCCAUAUGCCUUACUUUUUGACUUAUAAAAUAAAACCCAUUAAUGAGAGAGAGAAAGCAAACGCAAAAAAGUCUGGCUUUCCUUCUUUCUUCUUCUUGGUUUUGUGGUUAAGGAAACAGAGAUUGUUGGAGACAUUCAGUUUUGGGUUUUGCAAGGUAUUUGAAACAGGAAGAAACUUUCUAUGUGCAGUGGUUCCAAGAGGAAACCAACUCAAUCUGGGUUUGUAAUGGAGGGCGAAGCUCCUAAACAGGACGGAUUUUUAAAAAAAUUUCCUCUUUUGCAUGAGCUAUCGGCCUCGGAUGAUCUGAUUGGCUUCAAGAGAGCGGUUGAGGAGGAGGGUCGUGAUAUUGACGAGCCAGGCUUAUGGUAUGGCCGGAGAAUGGGUUCAAAGAAGAUGGGUUUUGAAGAAAGGACACCCCUUUUGAUUGCUGCCAUGUUUGGUAGCAAGGAUGUUUUGAGUUAUAUCAUUGAAAGCGGUCGUGUUGAUGUAAAUAGGGCUUCUGGGUCAGAUGGUGCGACUGCACUUCACUGUGCUACUGCUGGUGGCUCUCCUGCUUCUCCUGAGGUUGUCAAGCUCUUGCUUGGUGCUUCUGCUGAUACCAAUUCUGUUGAUGCUAAUGGGAACCGGCCUGCUGACUUGAUUCUACCGGCUUAUAAUUCUGCUUUCAGUUCAAGGAAGAAGGUGUUGGAGAUUUUGCUGAAAGGCAGUACCAGUGUUGGUGAAGCUGAUGGUUUGCCUGAUCCACUGGGUAAUGAAGUGGAGGGGUCAGAACAGAUUGAGACUCUUACACCAAGGACAUCAAAAGAAGGGGCUGAGAAGAAAGAAUAUCCUGUUGAUCUUACCCUUCCAGACAUAAAAAAUGGAAUAUACGGGACAGAUGAAUUUAGGAUGUAUACUUUCAAAGUCAAGCCUUGCUCAAGGGCUUAUUCUCAUGACUGGACAGAAUGCCCAUUUGUUCAUCCUGGGGAGAAUGCCCGGAGGCGUGAUCCCAGGAAGUAUCAUUAUAGCUGUGUCCCGUGCCCAGAAUUUCGGAAAGGGUCUACUUGCAGGCAGGGCGAUAAUUGUGAAUAUGCACAUGGUAUUUUUGAGUGUUGGCUUCAUCCUGCCCAGUACAGAACACGUCUCUGCAAAGAUGAGACUAAUUGCACUCGGAGGGUAUGUUUCUUUGCUCACAAGCCUGAGGAGCUUAGGCCAUUGUAUGCUUCAACAGGUUCUGCCAUGCCUUCUCCAAGAUCAUAUUCAGCUAGUGCUUCUUCCCUGGACAUGGGUUCAAUAAGCCCCCUUGGUCUUGGUUCUCCAUCCAUCAUGAUUCCUCCUUCAUCAACACCACCCUUGACCCCUACUAGUGCCUCUUCUUCCGUUGGUGGUGCCAUGUGGCAACAGCCAAAUAUCGCACCUCCUACUUUGCAACUUCCUGGCAGUAGGUUGAAAACCGCAUUAAGUGCUAGGGAUAUGGAUUUAAAUUUGGAAUUAAUCGGGCUGGAAAAUCAUCGCAGACGGUGGCAGCAGCAGCUAAUUGAUGAGUUAUCUGGUCUUUCUUCCCCAUCUGGUUGGAAGAACCCUUUGUCCACUCCUACAGCCUUUUCAGCCUCUGCUGAUCGAACUGGUGAAUUGAAUCGGCUUGGAGGAAUGAAGCCGACUAACCUUGAAGAUAUUUUUGGCUCCCUAGACCCUUCUAUUUUGCCUCAAUUACAAGGAAUCUCACUUGAUGGUACAGCCCCUCAGCUGCAGUCUCCAACUGGUAUGAUGCUCCAGAAUAUUAAUCAGCAGCAUCGUUCUAGCUACCCAACCAGCCUCUCAUCAUCUCCUGUAAGGGCCUCUCCAUCCUUUAGCAUGGAUCCACCUGGGGCUGCGUCAGCUGCCUUUGCAAAACGUAGCCAGAGCUUUAUUGAGCGAACGGCUGUGAAUCGUCAUUCUGGAUUUUCUUUGCCAGCUUCUUCAGCAACUACAGCUCAUUCUAACCUUUCAGACUGGGGCUCCCCUGAUGGUAAAUUGCACUGGGGCAUACAGGGAGAAGAGCUGAACAAACUAAGAAAGUCUGCUUCUUUUGGAUUACGAAACAACGGCAGCAAUUUUGGUAAUGCUGCAGCCUCCAUGCUACAAACUGAUGAUGAGCCGGACGUGUCUUGGGUUCAGUCCCUUGUGAAGGACACUCCUCCAGCCAGGCAGUUUAGUUCUGAUGAGCAGCAGCAGCAGUGUCAUCUUAACACCAGAGGCUCUGAGAUGCCCCCUUCUUGGGUGGAUCAAAUGUACAGCGAGCAGGAGCAGAUGGUGGCUUAACCAAAAUCGGCCCCCCACCAUUAUCUCCUAAUUUUAACCUUAUAAUAAUUACUUUUCUUUUUGCUAUUUUUUGAAUUAUUAUCAAAAUUUAUCAUUGAAAAGUGCAAGGGAAAUGGAGAGGGGAAAGCUGUAUACAUCUAUGGAGAAUACCGAGUUUUAGCAGAAUAAAAGGUUUCUGGUAAAACAGUUUUAGGCACUUCUCAGGAAUAAUAGCCAUCAAUCUGAUUUAUGUAGUUCAAUAUUCUUUCCAAGAUUAAUUAUAAACUUCAUUUGCAUGUACUGAAAGCUAUUGUGCUCAAGAAUGAAUUCUGCUUUAUUUU
Messenger RNA from Rubroshorea leprosula, 2601 nucleotides. Lineage: Eukaryota; Viridiplantae; Streptophyta; Magnoliopsida; Malvales; Dipterocarpaceae. The record is from the annotation of a GenBank genome assembly.